AUGCCUUUCGACCUUUCGAAAUGUGCGAGGCCAAACAUCCUCGCCCUCGAGCCGUAUCGUUGUGCCAGAGAUGACUACAAGGAUGACGGCACGAACGUCCUUCUUGAUGCCAACGAGAACGCCUAUGGUCCUGGACUGGCCUUGACGGACGAUGGAAAACUCGCCAACGGCAAUGCAUCUAGCAUUGAAGUCGAUCUGCUCGGCCUGAAUCGUUAUCCUGAUCCUCACCAGCACGAGUUGAAACAAGAGCUCUGCAAGCUGAGAAACACUCACGUCCAUACGAAGAAAAAUAUCACUCCAGACAACCUCUUCGUGGGAGUCGGCAGUGAUGAGGCCAUCGAUUCGCUCAUGCGUGCAUUUUGCGUUCCUGGCAAGGAGAAGAUCCUUACUUGUCCUCCAACCUACGGCAUGUACUCUGUAUCCGCACAAGUGAACGAUGUCGAGGUCGUCAAGGUUCCUCUGGAUGUCGAUAACGACUUUAAAGCUCAGCCAGACAAGAUCAAUGAAACUCUUGCAGCCGACCCGUCAAUCAAGAUGGUAUAUCUUUGCAGUCCUGGUAACCCAACUGGCAGCCUCGUCCGCAAGGAAGACGUGCAAAAGGUCCUCGAGCAUCCCACCUGGAAUGGUAUCGUCAUCCUCGAUGAGGCGUACAUCGACUUCGCACCCGAAGGUGCAUCGCUCGCUGAGUGGGUCGCCGAGUGGCCAAACUUGGUCGUGAUGCAGACUCUCUCGAAAGCUUUUGGUCUUGCUGGCAUUCGGUUGGGAGCAGCUUUCACAAGUCCAGAGAUCGCAAAAGUGUUGAACAGCCUGAAAGCACCUUACAAUGUCUCGAACCCAACGUCUCAGCUGGCCAUACAGGCUUUGCAACCGCAAAACCUCAAGGUCAUGCAUCAAAACCGAGAGCACAUAAUUCAACAGCGAGAUCGAUUACUGUCAGAAAUGCCGAAAAUCAAAGGCGUUGGUCGAUUCCGAGGUGGUACGGCAAGCAACUUCUUACUCGUUGAGAUGACCGACACAGAAGGAAAGCCCAGCAAUGAAGUUGCUCUGCAAGUAUAUGAACGUCUCGCGGAAAAGAGAGGCGUGGUCGUGCGAUUCAGAGGCAAGGAGCUCGGCUGUCUGGGAUGUUUGAGAGUUACUGUUGGAACGGGGAGCGAGGUGACUCGAUUCCUCCAGGAGUUGAAGAACGUCCUGGACGACAUCCACGCCGGAAGAGUAAGCCAGCAUUCUAAGGAGCGAGAAGAGGCGAAUGAAAAGGAGGCGAAUGGCGUGGUUGCAUAG
Molecule: messenger RNA, 1278 nt
Organism: Zasmidium cellare ATCC 36951
Lineage: Eukaryota; Fungi; Ascomycota; Dothideomycetes; Mycosphaerellales; Mycosphaerellaceae
Exons: 3
Coding region: 1-1278 (425 amino acids)
Biological process (GO): L-histidine biosynthetic process
Molecular function (GO): pyridoxal phosphate binding; L-histidinol-phosphate:2-oxoglutarate transaminase activity
Source: RefSeq, a predicted model, not a curated record